UAGCCUUAGAAUCAACAAUUGUACACUCAAAAAAUCAUAGUAGAAACUUGAUCUAUUCCAAUAUAAUCAUAUCAUAUACAUGGCUUCGAAAAUGCAAGUAUUGUUUUUGGCUUUCCUUUCCAUGACGUCGAGUUUCAUAGUCUGUCAAGCAAACUCUGGCUAUGGCUAUGGUUUUGGGUGGGGUAGCGGGGGUGGAAAUAACUAUAACUCGCUGUCACCUUACUUCUAUGACUUCUCCUGUCCCCAAGCCAACGACAUUGUUGUUUCUGUUUUGGAGAAUGCCAUUUCUCAAGACCCUCGUAUGGCUGCCUCUUUGCUUAGGCUACAUUUUCAUGACUGCUUUGUUCAGGGGUGUGAUGCUUCUAUCCUGCUAGAUGAUAGCGCGGCCUUUGUAAGCGAAAAAAGGGCGAAGCCAAAUGUGAAUUCCUUGAGAGGUUUUACAGUGAUUGAUAUAAUCAAAGCCAGGUUAGAAGAAGAAUGCCCUGAGACUGUCUCUUGUGCUGAUAUCUUGGCCUUGGUAGCUCGCGGUGCCACUGUCUUGAGUGGUGGACCAGGUUGGGAGGUUCCAUUAGGAAGAAGGGAUUCAAAAGCAGCAAAUAUGUUGCUUGCAAAUGCAACUAUUCCCCCUCCUAUCCUUACAGCACAAAAGCUUAUAGCAUCAUUCAAACAACAAGGCCUUGACGAAGUUGAUCUUGUCGCCCUAUCAGGAGCACAUACUAUUGGGGUGGCGAGAUGUACGAGUUUUAAGGCAAGAUUAUACAGCCAAAAUGGUAACAGUGAAGCAGAUGUGAGCCUAGAAAAGGCAUACUUAAAUGAAUUGAAGUCAGUUUGUCCUUCAUCAGGGGGUGAUAACAAUAUUACCCCAUUAGAUUAUGCAAGUCCAAGAUCCUUCGACAACACUUACUACAAGCUCAUCUUGGGAGGCAGAGGACUUUUGUUUACUGAUCAACAACUUUACUCAGGAAAUUAUGCCACCCUAGCUCAAUUGGUUAAGUCUUACGCUGAUGAUGAAGGCUUGUUCUUUGAUCAAUUUGCUAAGUCCAUGGUUAAAAUGGGAACAAUUAGCCCUCUUUUAGGGUCUAAUGGUGAAGUUAGGAAGAAUUGCCGUCGUGCUAAUUAAUUACUUUAUAUUAUUCCUACCUCCUUAAUUAGGAUCAUUGCCUUUCUGAUAAUUUACUGGAUUCUUGUUUAAGUUUAAGUUUAAGUUUUAAGUUUGUGAAUUCAUUCUAUGGUUAAUUUCAUCGGUUGAAGAUAAAACCGCGAUAAUAUCUAAGGUUAACCUUGUAAUAUGUAAGGUUAAUUUGAUUGGUGUGUGUCUAAGUAUCUUGGAUUCCUUGCAAUAAUGAAAUUCUUAUGAAAUCUAGUAAGGGUUUUAAUGAAGAUUUUUAUUGUACUUUUA
This is a messenger RNA of Spinacia oleracea (spinach), 1399 nucleotides long. Its product is annotated as peroxidase 9. The record is from RefSeq and is a predicted model, not a curated record. Gene Ontology annotation, biological process: hydrogen peroxide catabolic process; response to oxidative stress. Gene Ontology annotation, molecular function: heme binding; peroxidase activity. The coding region runs from base 80 to 1120 and encodes 346 amino acids. The transcript is spliced from 4 exons. NCBI's taxonomy places the organism in Eukaryota, Viridiplantae, Streptophyta, Magnoliopsida, Caryophyllales, Amaranthaceae.